Paramecium sonneborni is the source of this 432-nucleotide messenger RNA. Lineage: Eukaryota; Ciliophora; Oligohymenophorea; Peniculida; Parameciidae. The record is from the annotation of a GenBank genome assembly.
AUGACUGACACAGUUACAUAAAAUAUUACAAGAAGAGAAAAAACAUGGGCAGAAUUAGCUGAAGAAGAAGAUGAGUAUUUGGAAGAAUUAUAAAAUUAAGUUUAAUUUUUAAAUUAAACUAUGAAUAAAAAUGAAUCAAAUCAAUUAGCGGGAAAAUAAUUAACAAAUUUUCAGAAAAGAAUGAUUGAAAGAAUAUAGAGACAUGAUAAAUUAAUAGAAGUAGGACUAUAAUAAGUUCCAGAUAUAAUAAGUAAAGAAGACAUUCUUAUCACUUUUAAAUAAUACUAUAUAAGAGAUUGCCAUUUUAAAAGAUCAAAUUGUUUCUUUUAUUUGCCAAAAGAUAAAGCUAUUAAACUGGUAGAGGAUUGCAAUUUGAGAAUCACUAUUAAAGGUGUGAAUCUUUUGAUAGUUAUGCUGCCAUUAAAAAUUUGA